This is a messenger RNA of Leucoraja erinaceus (little skate), 1859 nucleotides long. RefSeq names its product methylthioribose-1-phosphate isomerase 1 (gene mri1). The coding region runs from base 156 to 1232 and encodes 358 amino acids. NCBI's taxonomy places the organism in Eukaryota, Metazoa, Chordata, Chondrichthyes, Rajiformes, Rajidae. The record is from RefSeq and is a predicted model, not a curated record. Gene Ontology annotation, molecular function: S-methyl-5-thioribose-1-phosphate isomerase activity. The transcript has 6 exons.
GCCGCUGAUACACUGACCCUCCCCCCGGCCCAGACACUCCCCCUCCCCGCGGCGCCACCUACCCUAGGCCCCGGCUUCACCCCCCACCUCUGGGCCCUCCCUCCCUCCUCCAUCCCCGGCCUCCCCGUGUGCUCCUGUCCCCGGGCCGGGUCACCAUGGAGCUGCAGGCGCUGCGUUACAGCCGGGGCCGCCUCUCCAUCCUGGACCAACUGGAGCUGCCACAGCGGCGCCAAUACCGGCCCGUGGAUGGAGUCAGCGCCGCCUGGACCGACAUCGCCGCCAUGCGGGUACGAGGUGCCCCAGCGAUUGCCAUUGUUGGCUGCCUGAGCCUGGCGGUGGAGCUCCACCACAGGGAGGACAUGGACAAGGAAGCCCUGGCCAGCUUUGCCAUGGAAUCACUGGACUACCUGGUGACGGCCAGACCCACGGCGGUCAACAUGGCCCGAGCUGCCCAGGACCUGACCCAAUUCAUCCAGCUGGAGGUCAAGAGGCCAGACACCACUGCUGACGACUUCAAGGAGAAUUUGAUUUGCAGAAUAGAGUCGAUGCUGGAGAAGGACAUCAGAGACAACCACAGUAUCGGGUCACACGGUGCCCAGCACAUUCUGUCCAUGGCCACAACAGACAAGGUGACCAUCCUGACUCAUUGUAACACGGGCUCCCUGGCCACGGCAGGCUACGGAACCGCUCUGGGUGUGAUCCGAUCGCUCUGGGCCCUGGGUCGUCUGGAGCACGUCUACUGCACGGAGACACGGCCGUACAACCAAGGGGCGCGGCUGACCGCCUACGAGCUGACCUACGAGCAGAUCCCAGCCACGCUCAUCACUGACAGCAUGGCUGCUGUGGCCAUGAAGGAGAAGCACAUCACAGCGGUGGUGGUGGGAGCUGACCGGAUUGCUGCCAAUGGAGACACAGCCAACAAGGUGGGGACGUACCAGCUGGCCAUCGUGGCCCUGCACCACCACAUCCCCUUCUAUGUGGCCGCCCCCAGCCAGUCAUGUGACCUCAGCCUGGACUCUGGUCACCACAUCCCAGUGGAGGAGCGUCCAGCCAACGAGCUCACCCACAUCAACGGUGUCCACGUGGCCGCACCCGGGGUGGGUGUGUGGAACCCCGCCUUUGACAUCACACCCCACGGCCUGAUCACAGGGGCGAUCAUCACCGAAUUUGGAGUCCACGUCCCUCAAGAUCUUCAGAAAGUCCUCACUGAGAAGACGCAGCACAUCUCCUGAGCCGUGGUCCCCAGAAGCUGCACGAUAUCCCUCGCCCUUCCUGCCCCUUCCACCUUUCUUUCCGUACAAAUUCCAAACUUGCUCUUCCAUUCCCCCCCCCCCCCCCCGCCCAAAGGCAAGGAUCGUCGUGCACCCCUGCGCUGGUUUUGUGAUGGGAAUCUUCACGAGGAGAAGAAGCAGGAAUAGGUCAGUGGAGUCUGGCCCUCCUCUGGUUCAGUUACAGCCACUUCCCUCUCUUGUGUUGGAACCAACUGCAGAUGCCGGUUUAAAUCGAAAUGCUGGAGUAACUCAGCGGAACAGGCAGCAUCUCCCGAAAGAAGGAAUGGGUGACGUUAGGAGUAGAGACCCUUCUUCAGACUUCCCUCUCUUCAUCACUAUCUCCACAGUUCCGCUGUCAACAGGUGUCUGCUCGUCACGAUGGCUGAGCAUCCGCUGGGUCUGUUGCGUAUUCCCAGUGCUUUGUUUUCUGGAAAACGGCCAGUGUGGAACUGCUGUCCAUAUUCCCGAGCUACCCAACAAGAACCUCUCAGUCACGUCUCCUCUAAAGAGGACGCAUCACACCCUGAACUCCAGCCCUUGCAUGGGUUGUUUCAUUUUGAUUAAAACACCCGUGUACUCUUCAACAAA